Molecule: messenger RNA, 303 nt
Organism: Somion occarium
Lineage: Eukaryota; Fungi; Basidiomycota; Agaricomycetes; Polyporales; Cerrenaceae
Source: the annotation of a GenBank genome assembly
AUGAUCAGUUUGACUACGGUACUCGCCGUUAGAAUUGUGUUACAAAGUGAGAAAUAUAAUCCCGACGUUGGUUGGAUUCUCUUUCUUUGCUUUCUCCAACGAAGUCAGUCUUUCGACCGCUCACGCGAUGAGCCACUCGGUCGCCUCUGCAUAUUUGUAAUUGCAGGCGGUAAUGGGAUCCCGUUGCCUCGGUGGCUACUAUUUCUCGAUGUCUCGACUAUCGACUCAACAAUGGUAGCGGCUGAGGCAAGACUUUAUUGUCAUUAUCCAGCAUUUUUCGGACGUCGAGUAUCAAGACGCUAG